Carlito syrichta (Philippine tarsier) is the source of this 551-nucleotide messenger RNA. Its product is annotated as bone morphogenetic protein 8A-like. The record is from RefSeq and is a predicted model, not a curated record. Gene Ontology annotation, molecular function: cytokine activity. The transcript is spliced from 4 exons. NCBI's taxonomy places the organism in Eukaryota, Metazoa, Chordata, Mammalia, Primates, Tarsiidae. The annotation marks the transcript as partial. Gene Ontology annotation, biological process: SMAD protein signal transduction. Gene Ontology annotation, cellular component: extracellular region.
GGUUGCCUGAAGGCCUUUCCAACUCUGACCAAAGAAUGUACCGACUCCCUACCCGCUGGUGGGGCUUCUCCAGGGGCGAGUCGCAGGUGGAGCUUGACCGUGCCCUGGGCCACCAGGAGCCCCACUGGAAGGAGUUCCGCUUUGACCUGACCCAGAUCCCAGAGGGGGAGGCGGUCACAGCUGCGGAGUUCCGGAUAUACAAGGUGCCCAGCACCCACCCCCUCAACAGGACGCUCCACAUCAGCGUGUUCGAGGUGGUCCAGGAGCAAUCCAACAGGGAGUCUGACUUGUUCUUUUUGGAUCUUCAGACGCUCCGAGCGGGGGACGAGGGCUGGCUGGUGCUGGACGUCACAGCAGCCAGUGACCGCUGGUUGCUGAACCGUCACAAGGACCUGGGACUCCGCCUCUUUGUGGAAAGCGAGGAUGGUGAGGCUCAGGGGUUCCUCUGCUCCAGCACAAGAAGCGGCAGGGGUCACAAACCAACACUGGAGUUGAAGAGCGCGUGUCAGAGUCUUCCUUCCCCAGGAAACGGGCAGUUCUUCCCGCCUUAG